Penaeus chinensis is the source of this 1263-nucleotide messenger RNA. RefSeq lists its product as uncharacterized. Gene Ontology annotation, molecular function: ligand-gated monoatomic ion channel activity. Lineage: Eukaryota; Metazoa; Arthropoda; Malacostraca; Decapoda; Penaeidae. Bases 1 to 1263 code for a protein of 420 amino acids. The transcript is spliced from 6 exons. Gene Ontology annotation, cellular component: membrane. The record is from RefSeq and is a predicted model, not a curated record.
AUGAACGUCACCGCUAAAGACUACAAGCCGUACUGGUUCGAGCUCAAGGAGGAGGAGGCUGACGGUUCCAAGAAACUCACCGGGAUGGAUUACUUGCUCCUCGAGACGGUCGCCGAUGCGCUGAACUUUUCCAUUAAAGUUCUGCCUAUCGCUAACUGGGCUGAGGCACUGGAUCGGGUGGUGUCCAAGGAAUCAUUUAUAACACCGGUGAUCCACGCAGUCCUACGGCAGAGGCUUAAGCGCUUCGAGUAUACUAUUCCCUACACUUACGCCUCGUACUCUCUCAGCAUGAAAAUGCCGGGACUCACUCCUCAGUGGCAGAGUCUGUACUACCCUCUAGCGGGCACUGUGUGGAUGUCCGUUGUCUUGGUUACGGGCCUGAUGAUUGUGGUCAUGUAUGUGAUGAACAGGGCGGGCGACUUCAGCAGCCCCCCGCGGCGGCUCGAGCCAGGGACCGUGGCGCUGGAGGUGGUCGGGACGCUCUUCUCCCAGAACCUCUUCAAGACGCUCCCCACCACCGACCCCAGCCGCGUCCUGGUCGUCUUCUGGCUCAUCUUCGCUUUCGUCGUCGGAACGGCUUAUCGCGGAAACCUCACCGCCGCCCUCACGCUGCCCAAGUACCCGUCGAAGCCAGAGACGCUGAAGGAGGUCGUGGAGGUCGUGCACAAAGUCACAAUCGAACCGUGGGGGGAGGAUUACAAGACAUAUUUCAAGGAGUCGGACACUGAAGUCUUCAUGAAACUCGCUGACAUGAUGGAACUUGGACCUGCUCUUCUUGACGGUCUCCAGGAAGCCACAGAAGAUAGUACAGCGCACAUGGACUCGCGCGCUGUGCUAGAGCUGAACAUCGCCGAGAGCUUCACCCGCCGCGAUGGGACGUCCGAGCUCUACGUGGUGCGGGAGAGCGCCAUCCCCGGCAUGGCAGCGUGGCCCAUCCCUCACGACUCGCCCUUCAAGAAAAACCUCGACUUCUGCAUAAGAGCUUCCCUCGAGGCCGGCCUGUACGAGAAGUGGGAGAGCGACAUGCUGGAGAUGGCGCGGCGCGAGAGUCGCGAGCGGCAGCGCAGGCAGCAGAGGGAGCGGCCGCAGGACGAGGAGGAGGAGGCCGAGGGAUCCGAGGGCGGCAUCCAGGCGCUCACCCUCGUGCACAUGCAAGGGCCGCUCAUGCUCCUGCUCCUGGGGCUGCUGCUCGGGGCGCUCGCCUUCCUGCUGGAGAUGCUGACGUCUUCAGAGGGGCGUGAGAGGAAUAACGCAGACUUGUGA